Molecule: messenger RNA, 999 nt
Organism: Sebastes umbrosus (honeycomb rockfish)
Lineage: Eukaryota; Metazoa; Chordata; Actinopteri; Perciformes; Sebastidae
Gene: unc119c
Product: unc-119 lipid binding chaperone B homolog 2
Exons: 5
Coding region: 172-939 (255 amino acids)
Biological process (GO): negative regulation of caveolin-mediated endocytosis; mitotic cytokinesis; positive regulation of protein tyrosine kinase activity
Cellular component (GO): spindle pole; spindle midzone; centrosome
Molecular function (GO): lipid binding
Source: RefSeq, a predicted model, not a curated record
UUAGACACCACCAGCUCAUGCUGGUGGUGUCUAAACUGAUGAGCUGAUUUGUGGAUGGCGUCGUUUGCAGCUGCUAUUAGCUGCACUUUGCAAACAGAUGCUUUUUUAACAAAUUGAGCCUGAUUUAAUCAGAACAUUCGCCUGGAAGAAACAGAGGAGUUGGCAUACCAAAUGGAGAGCCAGGAAGAAGGAACAAUUGAAAACGGCGAGGAGGAGUGCCAAACACAGAAUGGGGGAAGCGAAGAGGAGCAGGAAGAGGGAGAUGAGUGGGCAGAUGAAGGGAUGGUGGUCGAUGGAGACAUUGGAGUCGAUUGGAUCGGGUUUAUUUCAGGGGGAACAGAGGAAGAGGAGGUGCUCACUGUAUGGAGACCCGGUGAACCAGUGACCCCACAGCAUGUCUUAUUGCUGAACAGAUACACUAGGGAGUACCUGUGUUCACCAGAGGACAACAUCUACAACAUAAACUUCUCUCGCUUCAAGAUCAGGGACCUGGCCAGUGGAGCGGUCAUCCUCGACAUCAAAAAACAUGUUCCAACAGAAAUUCAAGACGUCAUUGACCUUGACACAAGCAGAUUCAUCCGGUAUCACUUCUCUCCUGUCUUCCUGACCCUCAGAGAGAUAGGAGCUACGUUGGAGUUCACGGUGGGCAGCAAGGCACUGAACCGCUUCCGUCUGAUCGAGAGGCAUUUUUUCAGAAACCUCCUGCUCAAAACCUUUGACUUUGAGAUUGGCUUCUGCAUCCCACACAGCAGAAACACCUGUGAACACAUCUACUGCUUACCUGACCUGGACCCAGAGACAGUUGAGGAAAUGAUUUACAACCCAUUUGAGACUCGCUCGGACAGUUUUUACUUCGUCAACAACAAGCUGAUCAUGCACCACAAAGCGGAGUACUCCUUCGCCCCGCAAGGAGAAAGUGACAUAUCCAGCAGGGAGUAGUCAGGAAUGCCUCGGAUGCUGUUCCAUAAAUAAACGACGCUUCAGUUUGCACAAUUGUUA